This is a messenger RNA of Gigantopelta aegis, 2562 nucleotides long. RefSeq lists its product as uncharacterized. The record is from RefSeq and is a predicted model, not a curated record. The coding region runs from base 770 to 1213 and encodes 147 amino acids. NCBI's taxonomy places the organism in Eukaryota, Metazoa, Mollusca, Gastropoda, Neomphalida, Peltospiridae. The transcript is spliced from 3 exons.
UAAUGUUCCUGGAAACAAAAUAUGUUUUAGUCCUAAAAUUUCAUGGUUUACUUUUGUGCAUGGUGUUCAUUAAUAGUGUUAUGACUUCAAUAUGAAUGAACUUCCUUAGCAUGCUCAGUUAUGUACUGUAGCUUUUGUUUGACGAAUGCGGAACAUUUUGUUGCAAUUUCAAAAGUAUGACUGAAAAUGUUUUCGGUUUUUAAAUUUAAAUUAUUUUUUUCUUCAUAUUUUAACAAAACUGCUUUCUUGUAAAGACACAUACAAAUGUAGUGAACAUUAUAAUUCACCAACGAUGAUUAUAAAUUUCAAUAUUUGUAAGGUGAGAGUUUACAAACUAAUGUUCCAGUUAACCAUAAAAUUUAAAGUAUUUCUGUUCAGAAAAUGUUAAAGUAUGAAACUCAUAGCAGUCAUUUUUAAAUCAACUGACCAAUUGGUAAAUAGCAGUGGUUUAAUCUAAGCCGCCUUUAGUAUACAUUUUUUACUUUAGAGAAAUAGACAUAACCAGGGCUAGCUCUGUGUGUAGAAACUUUCACCAAAUUAUUCAUUAGACUUAAAAAAUGACAGAAACCAAGUAAUUUUGUAACAAAAUACCAAUUAUUACAUGAAAUUAUUUCGCCAAAUUAAAAUAAAAUUUGCCAAUUAUAUGUUAAAUUCGCAAUUGGUGAAUUUGGUGAGUGCCAGAUCUAGCCCUGCAUAACAUAUACUGCUAGUAUUUAACCAUGACCUUUUUUUAAUCUGUGUAAUUUAUACUGAUUGUGUAGUUCAUAUUAUGUAUCUUAAUGCUUGGUUUUUCACAUGUUUAUUUUAUGUACUGUUAGGUAAAUGUCGGAUGCCAACCCCAGUGUUUAGAGGAUCCGUGAGACUUGACCAGCUGGAAGCUGCCUACUUCAAGCAACAUGGCUACACAAAUCACAGUUGUGAAAACAAGCCUUGUGUGUUCAAGGGAGACUACUCUCUUCAGGCUACUCAGGAAAACACUGGUGAUAACAACACGUCCAUGGACUCACAGACAGAGAAAGAGAAGAUGAACUGCGAAAUGCAAGACAGUUCUGUGGACGGAAACCAAACUCAUGGCACGCCACUAAAGGGAGAUAAGCUGAGCCUCGAACCACAAAGGAAUUCUACGGUUGCUAGCAGUACUGGUGUCAGUAGUGUUUCAUUGUUGAGACAGAACUCCACCAAAGCAUUUCAGAUUACGUUCAGUCUACUUUAGUAAAAAUUACUUGAUGCAAGAAAUGAAAAAAGAAGAAAAGAAACGGAAAUCAGAUUUGAAAAGCUGGAAAGUAAUAUCCCUGUGCACUGCCAAAUUCCUUUAAUUUUAAAUGAAUCAAGGUUUCCAAUUCUAGAUUAUCUAGAUUGUGCAUGCAUAUUAUUCCUUUAAUAAUUUCUGCCAUUUAGUAUACAAGAUUUUUUUAUAGUACAAUAAUAGUCCAUGUUAGGUUAUGUAUUGUUGUCUUUUGCAAAAAUUGGUGUUAGUAAGUUUUUUUUGUUUUUUUCCAUCUUUGUCAUUUUAAUAGACAUAUGAACAAGAUAUUUGUGAAUGAAAUUAAACAAUAUCAGCUAAUAGUUCUACAUUUAGAUUUCAUUUGACACCAUUAUCAGAUUCUUAGUAACAAUGGCUUAUUCCGGUAAAACCAGAUUGUAUGGUUUGUUAUACUCGUAACACCAUACCAAAUAAGCUUAGGAAAUAAUGUAGUGCAAGAAGAGAAGGGAGAAUAUUUACAAUAUGUAUGCAACAUACUGAAUUUCACACAGAAUUAUUUUGAUCAGUAAAUGUGUUUGAAAAUUUCCCAGUAUUGGACAUCAAAGCAUUUAUUAACAAAACAUGAUUGGUGAUCAAUUUGGAUAUCUUUACGAUGGGGGUUUUAAAUAUGCAAUUUUUGAGUGAUUUAGUUCACCAUUAUAAGGGGAUGUAUUGGUGUCCGUCACACCAACUGGUGUCGUUUUAUAUCACAAUGGCCAAUAACACAUGCAGUAUUGUUUGUAAAAUAGUCGCCUUUAAUACCAAUAGGUCACUGGGAACUCCAAAGAUGAGCUUCUUUUGACUUGUUCAAUUAUGGAGUUACCAGACUUUAUUUUUAUGUUUAAAUUUUAAAAAUAUUUAUUGAUUGUUGUAAAUAUUUUUAUAUACAUUAAAAUGCAGCCAUUCAAUAAUUACAUAACACUCCUAGGGGAAGAGGAUAUUAUGAGAUGCAGUAUAAGGAAGGGUAAGGGGUGUUUGUUAAGAGUUAUGUAACAUUUUCAAAACAGUGUCUUAUUUUAUUAAAGUUGAUGCAGCCAGUGAUGGUAAAUUUAUUUCAUUAAUUUACACAUGAUUUUUUUUUUAUCUUGUAUUUAAUCAAACAAAAAUCUAAACGAAAAAUCCAAUAAUAUUGGUCAGCUUGACAGGAAAGGAGAGAUGGAGGUGUGAGUAUUAUAUAAUUUUGAGGAGCUGCUUUUAACAUUAGAAAAUGUUUAUGAUGGAGAGGGGUACAAAAACCGAUUCCAGUCUUUGUGUUGAUCAGUUGUUGAAUGGCAUCCAUAUAUUUACAGCAUUUUGUGUAAUAAAUUGUGCAAAACUUA